Messenger RNA from Terrapene triunguis (Three-toed box turtle), 1573 nucleotides. Its product is annotated as arg8-vasotocin receptor-like. Gene Ontology annotation, cellular component: membrane. Bases 154 to 1311 code for a protein of 385 amino acids. NCBI's taxonomy places the organism in Eukaryota, Metazoa, Chordata, Testudines, Emydidae. Gene Ontology annotation, molecular function: peptide binding; vasopressin receptor activity. The record is from RefSeq and is a predicted model, not a curated record. Gene Ontology annotation, biological process: positive regulation of vasoconstriction; regulation of systemic arterial blood pressure by vasopressin; G protein-coupled receptor signaling pathway. The transcript has 3 exons.
UGCAGGUUUGCUGCUUCAGGUUCAUUCAUGCAUGGAGAUUUGUUUCAAGACACACUGAAACCUGAACCAGUGCUGAUAUAUUUACUAGCCCAUACUUCAGAGCUAUCAACCUGAGUCGUGAGUAACAGCUACUGUAAGUAGCUUCUGUGCGCUAUGAAGAAUUUUUCAGUUCCUCUGCAAGCUAAUGAAUAUCAGACUGAAAGUCUUUUUCCUCAGCUUAUCCUGAAUUUGACAAAUAAGUCAGAUCCAGUUGGAAGACAAGAAAGAGAUGAGCAAUUAGCUCAGUUAGAGAUUGCUGUGUUGGGAGUAAUAUUUAUGACAGCAUCUGUGGGCAAUUUUAUUCUCAUACUGGUACUGUGGAGGAGAAGAAAGAAGUUAUCUAGGAUGUAUGUAUUCAUGCUUCACCUGAGCAUAGCAGACUUAGUGGUAGCAUUUUUUCAAGUACUUCCCCAACUAAUAUGGGAUAUUACAGACAUUUUCAUAGGGCCAGAUGCAUUGUGCAGAACUAUCAAAUAUUUGCAGUUGUUGGGCAUGUUUGCCUCUACUUAUAUGAUAGUGGUCAUGACAGUGGACAGAUAUCAAGCAGUAUGCUAUCCCAUGGUCACUUUCCAAAAGAAAAGGGCUCUUUGGAAUGCUGCCAUUUGCACCAGCUGGUCUAUAUCACUGCUUUUUAGUCUUCCACAAGUAUUUAUCUUUUCCAAGACUGAAAUAUCUCCAGAUAUUUUUGAAUGCUGGGGUGAGUUCAUCCAACCUUGGGGCUUAAAGGCAUAUGUGACUUGGAUUUUUGUAGCUAUUUUCUUCAUUCCCACAGCUAUCCUUACCAUAUGCCAGGUUAAGAUCUGCAAAAUAAUACUAAUGAACGUACAUGUGAAAAAAAGGAAUGAAUUUGAAGCAAUAAAUCAGAAGCAAGUCCUGCCAUUCCAAGCAAGCAGUAUUAACUGUAUUUCAAAGGCUAUGAUCAAGACUGUAAAAAUGACAGUGGUGACAGUUAUUGCAUAUGUCCUUUGUUGGGCACCUUUCUUCAUUGUACAGUUGUGGUCUGUAUGGUACCCCAGUGGCAUUACUGAAGGUGCAGCAUUUACCAUCAUCAUGCUCCUGGGGAAUUUGAAUAGUUGUGCCAAUCCGUGGAUUUACAUGUAUUUUUGUGGCCACAUUCCAUAUUGUGCCAAAAAGCAGCCAAAAAACAUCUCAGCUCAGGAAGAAUCUGUGAUCACAGGAAGCAUUAAUUUGGUAGACAGGGAACCAGAAGAAAACCUAACUUGUAUGCCAGUCUUUUGCAGUGAAGGUCCAGGAUUCAGAUCCCACAGAUGACUGGGUUUCUAUCUAUGCAACCACUGAAUGUCUACAACUCUCAAUAAAAUCAGCUCCCAGUGAGGAUCUCUCGUGAUGAUUUAACCCUUUGGUUGUAUGUUUCUGUCCUUUCUGUUUGGUUUUAUUUCAGCUUGUUAAAUUUCAUAUAACAGCAAAAUAUUCAAAAUAUAUAUUACAAAUAUUUCUGUAACUAGCUUUGUCAAUUGGAUUUUCAGCAAAACAUGUAUCAUAUUCAGUCUGUUUAAAUUAACUAUAGAUAAUA